Molecule: messenger RNA, 1542 nt
Organism: Salarias fasciatus (jewelled blenny)
Lineage: Eukaryota; Metazoa; Chordata; Actinopteri; Blenniiformes; Blenniidae
Product: multidrug and toxin extrusion protein 1-like
Exons: 16
Coding region: 1-1542 (513 amino acids)
Biological process (GO): xenobiotic detoxification by transmembrane export across the plasma membrane
Cellular component (GO): membrane
Molecular function (GO): antiporter activity; xenobiotic transmembrane transporter activity
Source: RefSeq, a predicted model, not a curated record
AUGCAGGACGAGGCUUCUUCUAACGCUGCUGGCAGUGUUGACUCAUGCUGCGGCUCCUGCUUGGAGAGCAUCAAGCUGCGGCGGUUCCCUGCGGACUACAAGAAUGAAGCAGUCCAGUGCUUAAAACUGGCCGGACCUGUGUUCAUUUCCCAGCUGAUGAACUGCCUGAUCGGCUUCGUCAGCAUGGUGUUCUGUGGUCACCUGGGGAAAACAGAGCUGGCGGGGGGAGCCUUAGCAAUAUCACUGAUAAACGUCACAGGGAUUUCCAUUGGCGUUGGCUUGGCCUCAACAUGCGACACUUUCAUAUCCCAGACUUAUGGAAGUGGUAACUUAAAGCGCGUCGGAGUGAUUUUACAAAGAGGAAUAUUGAUCAUUUUCUUAGCCUGUUUCCCCUGCUGGGCUAUCCUGAUUAACACUCAGCCCAUUUUACUAGCUGUCAAACAGAAUCCAGACGUUGCCAGGGUUGCCCAGCUCUAUGUCAAGAUCUUCAUGCCUGCAUUGCCAGCUGCCUUCAUGUACCAGCUGCAAGGGCGAUACCUUCAGAAUCAGGGCAUCAUGUGGCCCCAGGUGAUCUGCGGAGCCAUGGGAAAUAUCAUAAAUUUAAUAACAAAUUACAUCUUUCUCAGCGUUCUGGAUCUGGGAAUUGCUGGAUCUGCAGCUGCCAAUGCCAUCGCACAGUAUUCAUUGGCCGUGUUUCUGUGGAUUCAGAUCAGCUACAGAGGGCUGCAUAAAGCCACAUGGUGCGGAUGGUCACUGGACUGCCUGCAGGAGUGGGGUCCCUUCCUCCACCUGGCCAUCCCCAGCAUGCUGAUGUUCUGCCUGGAGUGGUGGCUGUAUGAUGUUGCGGGGGUCUUGGCGGGCGUCAUCAGCGAGACCGAGUUGGCGUCUCAGUCUGUCGCUUGUCAACUGUCGGCGUUUUUGUACAUGUUCCCGGUGGGUUUCUUCGCCAGUGCCAGCGUUCGCGUUGGAAACGCUCUCGGUGCUGGAAACACAGAGCUGGCCAAGCUGUCCGCCAGGGUCUCCUUCAUCUUUGCAUUUGUUUUCUCGUGUGUCAUUGGAGCCUUUGUUCGUGGAACUAAGGAUGUAAUUGGUUACAUUUUCACCUCGGAGAAAGACGUUAUACGGAGGGUGGCAGAUAUCAUGGGGCUGUACUGUUUCAUUCACAUUGUUGAGGCCAUUGCGGGGGUGACGGGAGCCAUUGUCAGGGGUGCAGGGAAACAAAAAGUCGGCGCCGUGUGUAGCUUUGUGGGAUUUUACAUCGUCGGGUUACCCGUUGGAGUCUCUCUGAUGUUCCCGGUCGAACUGGGUAUCGUAGGGUUUUGGAUCGGACUUUUGAUUUCUGUUUCAUCACAAGCAGCUGUUUACAUAGCUUACCUGUGUAAAUUCAGCUGGAAGAAAGCCACGCUUGAGGCGCUGGAAAGAGCUGGAGUCCAAACUCUGGUGGUCCGACGUGGACUCACCGCUCUGCUCAUGUUCGUCAUCCUGGCUGCCGGGGUCUUCGUUAGUGAGAUGCUCAUCAGAGCGCUGGACUCAGAUGGGUGA